Messenger RNA from Misgurnus anguillicaudatus (oriental weatherfish), 1565 nucleotides. Lineage: Eukaryota; Metazoa; Chordata; Actinopteri; Cypriniformes; Cobitidae. The record is from RefSeq and is a predicted model, not a curated record.
CCGCCAUAAUACAAAAAGAAGAAGAGUGUUGACAUGACACUGCUCGGGGAAAGUUGACGAUAAAAGCAACAUUACAGUACAAGAACAAGGUUAUUGGCGGAUUAAAAUAGGACACGCAUAAAUCUGGGUGCAAGAAAUGGAGGAGGUCAAGAAAACUGUUGCAUAUCUGGAUCUUCUUUAAAACAGGAGAGUGCAAUCGGUUGAAUCGACCGUGUUAUCUCUGAAUGGUCCAUUAUGUAUGGCAGGUGUCUCCAACCCUGUUUCUGGUGAGCUACCGCCCUGCAGACUUCAACACACCUGUCUGUAGUUGUUAAGCAACCCUGUACACCUUGAUUUUGGGGUUGGAGCUAAAAUCUGCAGGACGGUACAGUACCACACCAGGACCAGGAUUGGAGACCCCUGAUGUAGGAUGUAAUGGAACUGGAAGAAGCAUCAGGAUCAUCAUAUAAUUCCAUAAUGGCAGAUACAUCUGGUUGUUUGCAGAUAAAAAACACUUUUCCAAACAGGAAACAAAGAACAAAACCCGGCAAAUCUUUUACUUGCCAUCACUGCGGAGAGGAGUUUGACAGUAAAGGACACCUUACAAAGCACAGAAAAAUCCACACUGAAGAAAAACUUUUCAACUGCCCUCAGUGUGAGAAAAGUUUCAAAUGGAAAAGCAACCUUAGAAAUCACAUGAGAACACACACCGGAGAGCGUCCAUACACAUGUCUUCAGUGUGGAAAGAGUUUCAGAUACAAAAGGAAUCUAACGGUCCACAUGAUAGUUCACACCGGAAACCACCCAUACACAUGUGAUCAGUGUGGAAAGAGUUUCAAACUAAUAACUAAUCUAAAGGUUCACAAGAGACUUCACACUGGAGACCGCCCAUACACUUGUUUACAGUGUGGAACAAGUUUCACAAAUACAAGUAAUCUAACUGUCCACAUGGGAAUUCACACUGGAGAGCGCCCAUACACAUGUCCUCAUUGUGGAAAGAGUUUCACACACAAAGGUGUUCUUAAAAUCCACAUGAGAAUUCACACUAAAGAGAAUCCAUACAUGUGUGUUCAGUGUGGAAAGAGCUUCAGACACCAACACGUUCUUAAAAACCACAUGCAGAUUCACACCGGAGAAAAUCCAAACACAUGUCAUCAGUGUGGAAAGAGUUACAGACAAAAACACAGUCUUCAAGUCCACAUGAGAAUUCACACUGGAGAGAAUCCAUACAUGUGUUUUUAUUGCGGAAAGAGUUUCACACAAAAAAUUGGUCUUGAAAACCACACACGAAUUCACACUGGAGAACGACCGCACCCAUGUCCUCAGUGCGGAAAACGUUUCACAAAGAAAUGUUUUCUUACAGUUCACAUGAGAAUUCACACUGGAGAGCGCCCAUACCCAUGCCCUCAGUGUGGAAAGCGUUUCAGACAAAAAAAUUGUCUUGACUACCACAUAAGAAAUCACACUGGAGAGCGUAAGGGCUCCUAGGUAUAUUGGAAAACCUGAAAUAUCGCAGAUUUGCAUAUUGCCAUUAGGGAUGAACCAAAUGUACGGCCAGCGAAACCAUUCGUCCGAAAAAGGCAACA